CUCGCACUCCCACUGGCAUUUGUCGAUUAGUAGUAUCCCAAUUCAUGCCACUUGUAGGGGCCAUCGGCCAGAGAUUCAGCAUGUCCUCAUCAUACUCGGACCCCAGAUUCUUAUUGGGAUUAUACCAGAGCACAGAUCAGAUCUUUGACUGGCCAGGCACAAACUUACAACCAAAGCGCCCUCCCUGAGAACGAAGGAUGAUUCAUGCAAGCGCUUCGCCCCCAUUCCCAGAGUCUAGCUUAUCUCCAAUAAUGGCGACAUGGAACGUCGUGGGCGAGAUUGCGAAUGUUGGCGGCGUUACUUCCAUAGUUCAACUAUCUCUGCAAGUCAUCCUUGCAGUCAACAGCUAUGCUUCAUCCGUUGCAGGGGCAGAGACUGCACGUAUGAGCCUUCACAACGAACUCACUUCCAUCAACAAAAUCCUCAAUCAGAUAUUUUUCCUCGCUCAACAUUCCAGUCCUGACACGUCGACGCCCGAAAAUGACUCGUCUCCUCUGGACAGCGCAUUAAAGGAGUGCGAGAAAGCCUUACAGGAUCUUCGUGACUGGAUACCGGAGAACAAGCGCCGGUCGUUAUUCGGCGCAAAGCUAGCUUGGCCAUUCAAGGAAGCUGAUAUUAUGAAGGCUGUUGUUAGAUUGGAGCGUUGUAAAAGUACCCUUUCGUUAACGAUUUCUGGCGCCCUCUUGUCAGAUAUGAAGGAGCUGAAAGCUUUAACCAAGGAGAUUCAUGUGUACGCAAAGACUGAGGCAGCAAACAUCAAGCAGGCCAGUGAGGUCGAAUACCUACUUCACCCACUUCUUAAGAGAAAUCAUUAUCUCUACUUCGACACGUCUCAUUCAGCCUUUGCGCCAUCGAGCACAGUCGACAUGGCCAUGGUUCCUGAGGAGAGGCUACAGAUGCCUGCCACGACACCAACCAUCACCAGCAUGCGCAUCAUACACGAUGCUAUUCCUGAAUGGCCUAUCGACCUUGACUUCGAUUCGGACGCUCCUAUAACGGUCGGCGAUGUUCUGAGGAUGAUCCAUUCUUCUCUACACCUCCAAAUUUCUCACUCCAACUGGGCCCUGCUAACUCAGAGUGAGGAAACCGAGAUUGCGAGAGCAUAUACCGCCAGAUACAGGAGCAUCCCUUCCUCGGCUGAGCUCGAGGCAAGCGAAGGAGUCAAACGUGUUGAUUAUUUGAUGGGCAAACACAUCUUUAAGGGACUUGUCAAAGCUCCGGACGCGGAUGGUGUCUGCCACUGGAAGAUGAUCACGUCACGGUGAAGGUUGUCUGCCCCACUUUCUAUUCCCUUUGUCGACCCUUUACGAUGAAUAUGUUAGGAACAUUCAUAUUGACUUGGUACAAGUAUGGACAUCCCCUAUAUGUAUCUAGGUUCAAACUAUGUAGAAUAUCUCUAUUGGUUUUUUGGCUGGCUCGUGUUGGGCUCGUGAG
This is a messenger RNA of Suillus clintonianus, 1434 nucleotides long. RefSeq lists its product as uncharacterized. NCBI's taxonomy places the organism in Eukaryota, Fungi, Basidiomycota, Agaricomycetes, Boletales, Suillaceae. The transcript is spliced from 2 exons. The record is from RefSeq and is a predicted model, not a curated record. Bases 198 to 1265 code for a protein of 355 amino acids.